Molecule: messenger RNA, 1029 nt
Organism: Sorex fumeus (smoky shrew)
Lineage: Eukaryota; Metazoa; Chordata; Mammalia; Eulipotyphla; Soricidae
Gene: HOXD13
Product: homeobox D13
Exons: 2
Coding region: 1-1029 (342 amino acids)
Biological process (GO): regulation of transcription by RNA polymerase II
Molecular function (GO): DNA-binding transcription factor activity, RNA polymerase II-specific; RNA polymerase II cis-regulatory region sequence-specific DNA binding
Source: RefSeq, a predicted model, not a curated record
AUGAGCCGCGCCGGGAUCUGGGACAUGGACGCGCUGCGCGCGGACGGCGGGGCCGCUGCAGCGGCCCCAGCCUCGUCGUCGUCGUCGUCGUCUUCCUCGGUGGCGGCGCCGGGCCAGUGUCGCGGCUUCCUCUCGGCGCCGGUGUUCGCCGGGACGCACUCGGGGCGCGCGGCUGCUGCGGCGGCGGCGGCGGCGGCGGCGGCGGCGGCGGCGGCCUCGGGCUUCUCCUACCCCGGGACCUCGGAGCGCGCGGGCUCCGCCUCAUCCUCGUCGUCCUCGGCGGUGGUCGCGGCGCGCCCGGACGCUCCGGCCGCCAAGGAGUGCCCGGCACCCAGCGCGGCCGCCGCAGCGCCCCCCGGCGCCCCGGCGCUGGGCUACGGCUACCACUUCGGCAACGGCUACUAUAGCUGCCGCAUGUCGCACGGCGUGGGCUUGCAACAGAACGCGCUCAAGUCGUCGCCGCACGCCUCGCUCGGAGGCUUCCCGGUGGAGAAGUACAUGGACGUGUCUGGGCUGGCGAGCAGCAGCGUGCCAGCCAACGAGGUGCCCGGGCGAGCCAAGGAGGUGUCCUUUUACCAGGGCUACACUAGCCCCUACCAGCACGUGCCUGGCUACAUCGACAUGGUAUCCACCUUCGGCUCCGGGGAGCCACGGCACGAGGCGUACAUCUCCAUGGAGGGCUACCAGUCCUGGACACUGGCCAACGGGUGGAACAGCCAGGUGUACUGCGCCAAAGAGCAGCCCCAGGGCUCCCACUUUUGGAAAUCGUCUUUUCCAGGGGAUGUGGCCCUAAAUCAGCCAGACAUGUGUGUCUACCGUCGGGGAAGGAAAAAGAGGGUGCCGUACACCAAACUGCAGCUCAAAGAACUGGAGAAUGAGUAUGCCAUUAACAAGUUCAUUAACAAGGACAAGCGGCGGCGAAUCUCGGCUGCCACAAACCUAUCUGAGAGACAAGUGACCAUUUGGUUUCAGAAUCGAAGAGUGAAAGACAAGAAAAUCGUCUCCAAACUCAAAGACACUGUCUCCUGA